Messenger RNA from Aedes aegypti (yellow fever mosquito), 2662 nucleotides. Its product is annotated as mitogen-activated protein kinase kinase kinase 7. The coding region runs from base 226 to 2352 and encodes 708 amino acids. Gene Ontology annotation, molecular function: MAP kinase kinase kinase activity; ATP binding; magnesium ion binding. The transcript has 9 exons. NCBI's taxonomy places the organism in Eukaryota, Metazoa, Arthropoda, Insecta, Diptera, Culicidae. The record is from RefSeq and is a predicted model, not a curated record. Gene Ontology annotation, biological process: positive regulation of canonical NF-kappaB signal transduction; protein phosphorylation; JNK cascade.
CAAAAACGAAAAAGUCGCAGAACGUCAAGUGAAAACAAAAUUCGUCUGGUGUGCUGAUUAAAUUCAAUUUUUGUCAUUCGCGUGAAGUGAAUACAUGUGAAACAAAAAGCAUUUAUCCGGUCGGAAGAUUGAAUCAGCUUGUUUUGGUUUUCAAGAGCUUUAGCAAUCAUUAUCAUCACAGAAAUCUAGUCAGAUAAUUCCGGUUCUUGAAUCCUACCGUGAUCUAUGGCAGUUCAAAGAUCGAGCAUGGCCGAUUCUCUUCCAUCGUUUGUGACUGAAAUAGACAUCAAUGAAAUUGAAACCAUAGGGACUGUGGGAAAAGGAUCUUUCGGAACUGUCAACAAAGCCAAAUGGCAAAACAAGUACGUUGCCGUGAAGUACAUUGAAGUCGAAGCCGACCGGGACGCAUUUAUCACAGAAGUUUGCCAACUUUCUCGGGUGGCGCAUCCUAAUAUUAUUGGAUUGUAUGGAGCUUGCACAAGACGUCCAACCGUGUGUCUGGUGAUGGAAUAUGCCGAUGGAGGAUCGUUGCACUCAGUCCUACACUGUCGACCGAAGCCUCAUUAUACAGCUGCACAUGCCAUGAGCUGGGCCAGACAGUGCGCUGAGGGUGUUGCUUAUCUACAUGACAUGAGGCCGAAAGCAAUGAUUCAUCGGGACUUGAAACCACCAAAUCUACUGCUAGUCAAAAACGGAACUGUGCUCAAAAUUUGCGACUUUGGGACUGUUACCGACAAGUCCACUAGAAUGACCAACAACAAAGGCAGUGCCGCUUGGAUGGCCCCGGAAGUGUUUGAAGGGUCGACCUAUACCGAAAAGUGCGAUGUGUUCAGCUGGGGAAUAAUCCUGUGGGAAGUGAUCGCUCGGGAGCAACCGUUUGAGAACUUGGAAAACCCGUACUCUAUACUGUGGAAAGUCCAUCAAGGCUGCAGACCUCCGCUAAUCGUGGGAUGUCCGAAACCCAUCGAGCAACUUAUGACCAGCUGCUGGAACCAGGACCCUAGGAAACGACCUUCCAUGCAAGAUGUUGUGGACCAGAUGAACCAUUUGUGCAGGUUAUUCACUGGAGAAGAUGAGCCGAUAGUAUAUCCGGAUGAGGUUGAUGAUGACGAGGUAUCUUCAUACUCCCAUGACAAUAGUACCCUUGAAUCAAACCAUCACGACACGGGUUCAAUUCUUGACUCAUACGUUGCUAGAAAUCAUGGCACGAUAACGUGUUAUAGCCCCGCAAAUACCAACGCAUCAAAUUACUCACGAAGCUACCGUCCGAACGACUAUCGCAUUUCUCUUGCAAGGAAUGUCUAUUCCAGAGGUUCGGACUACGGAAGGUAUCCAGUCGGUAAUGAUUCUUUUGGAAGCCUCCACUAUCCAAGAAAUACCCGUCCAUCGAUGGGAGGCUAUGUGGCACCUGACUACAGCCAUAGGAACACUGCGCUCCGAAGGAACCGGGGCAGGUCACCUCCACCGCAUGCCGCAGAAUCUAACAGCAACGAUGCAUCACCAGUGCCUUACCGCAUGAAAAAUCCUCUAAGUGUUGACAUUGAUCCGACAAUGACGUGGAAAGAUGUUACUACAGGAGAGCCCUUGCGAGAUCUGGUGGAGAAUUCAUCAAACAAUCAAGGCACAGAAAGACUGGUCGUCACCCGAAGGAACAAUGUACCAAUCGAUAAUAAUCUUCCGUGUGCGACGACAGUGUCUACCACCGUAGCUCCCAGCAAGUUAAGUGCGGGCAAUGCCAACUUCAGCACAUCAAUGACCAACACUUCCGGAGGCGUUAACAUUACCAGUGUUGCUGGUAUGACUCGCCCAGUGUCUUCGUCAUCCAGCACGGAUACAUCGCUGGACUACAAAUCACUCAACAGCAUUCUCGACGACAAUCUGCGGCCUCUGACGCCGAUCCAAGGCAAUUUACCAUCAGAACAAAUCCACGAUGAGCACAGAAAACUUGUGCAGGAGUAUUGGGAGAUCCAAACACAAAUUGUUACUAGUCAAGCUCUUCGUGAUAAUCUGCAAGCGAAUAUGCCAGCGGAAGAACUCCGGUUGAAGAAGGAGUAUUUGAAGAAGCUGGAAGAAAAGGAAGCAUUGAUAAAGUUCAAAGCCACCCUGCAGCAACAGCUGGACGAACGACGGCGAAUGGCUGCCAAUGCACAAGCGCACACUCCUUCCGCGGUACGCAUUCAACAAAAUCAGCAUCAACAAUCGGUGCCGGGUACAGUUGCUGGGUCACCGACUAGGCCCAUCCAAAGACAAGACUCUGCCAACGAUUCCACUUGGGUACUGGUCAACCGAACAGACAUAGACACUGAUCAAACCCAACCGGAGGCCACCGGAGGAGGGAAUAAUCCUAGUUGAGCUGUUUGUUUUACUGAGUAUACAUUGUCAAGAAAAAUGUUUACUUGUGAUCUUUGCACGGACAGUGUUUGCUGCCUUAUGAGUAGAGAGAGAGAGAGAGAGAGAGCUGUGUAACAAAACGAGUGCCAAAAAGAGGGAAAUGAUUUCCCUAAUUAUUCGAAACGAAUUCAAACUCAAGUGAUAUCAAACUUAAUGUUUGGAUAAUAUUAAUUAUUAUACUUACUGCAUAUUUACUGAAUUAUCAUCAACGAUACCAUUUACAUAAAUAUAAAAUAGUUUAAAUAAAAGGUUUAACUAUUGCGUCAAAUAA